CCCGUCCUAGAGUGAGAAAACUCUCUCUGGGGAGACACCUGCCUGCCAGCUGCCCGGGCAAGAUGUGGUGGCUGCUCCUCUGUGGAGCCCUCCAGGCUUGCCCCAUGCUGGGCUCCGUCCUCUUGGCCCAACCGCGACCCCAGAAGCUGACAUCCCCCGGCUACCCAGAGCCGUAUGCCCGAGGCCAAGCCAGCAGCGCCGACAUCGAAGCUCCAGAGGGCUUUGUUGUGAGACUCGUCUUCCAGGACUUCGAGCUGGCGCCGUCCCGGGCCUGCAAGCAGGACUCGGUCACCAUCACAGUCAACGGGACUGUUCCGAGCCGGCUCUGUGGGCACCAGGGUUCCCCGCUGGGCAGCCCUCCUGGCCAGAGGGAGUUUGUGUCCUCUGGGAGAAGGUUGAGGCUGGCCUUCCACACAGAUGCAUCUUCAGAGGACAGGGCUACCGGCCCCUACAGGGGUUUCCUGGCCAUCUACCAAGCCGUGAGUCCUAAUGACUACUGUUUCCCUGUCGGUGUGGGGGAUAGUCUGCCUAUCAGCCAAGCCCAUGGGAGCUCCAAGGCCAUCAACACACCUCGAACCAGCUCCUCCAAGGUCCAGGGCCAUUGCCAGGCACUGGAUUAUCAGGAGAUGCCAGCAGGGACACUCACCUGCACAACCCAGGGCACCUGCGCAGACAGACGGACGCGGCAGGAGGCUCCUCUGCAUGUACCUGAAACGGCCCGAUGGUUUUCCACAGCAGCUGAGCUAUUUUGCAUCUUCCCCCUCCUCCCCCCAAUGUGUGGACGGCCAGUCACUCCCAUCACCCAGAACCAGAAGGCCUUUGCUUCCUCCAGAGCUCAGUUGGGUAACUUCCCCUGGCAAGCUUUCACCAGUAUCCACGGCCGCGGAGGCGGGGCCCUGCUGGGUGACAGAUGGGUCCUCACGGCUGCCCACACCAUCUACCCCAAGGACAGCCUCUUCCCCGGGAAGAACCGGAGCGUGCAUGUGUUCUUGGGCCACACGAACAUAGACGAGAUGCUGAAACUGGGGCACCACCCAGUCCGCUGUGUCUACGUGCACCCAGACUACCGUCAGAAGGAGUCCCACAACUUCGACGGGGACAUUGCUCUCCUGGAGCUCCAGCGCCCAGUGGCCCUGGGCCCCCACGUCCUCCCAGUCUGUCUGCCCGACAAAGAGAGCCUCUACCUCAGUGGCCUGUCGGGCUAUGUCAGUGGGUUUGGCAUGGAGAUGGGCUGGUUGACUCCUGAGCUGAAAUACUCAAGGUUGCCCGUCGGCCGAAGGGAGGCCUGUGCGGCCUGGCUCCAGGAGAGGCGGCGGGCUGAGGUGUUUUCUGACAACAUGUUCUGUGUGGGGGAUGAGAUGGAGCCUCAGAGCGUCUGCCAGGGGGACAGUGGGAGUGUCUUCGUGGUGUGGGAUGAUUGUGCCCAUCGAUGGGUGGCCACAGGCAUCGUAUCCUGGGGCAUCGGGUGUGGCAAGGGGUAUGGCUUCUACACCAAAGUGCUCAGCUACGUGGGCUGGAUUAAGGGCGUGAUGGAGGGAAAGGACGGAGCCUGGGGCACCUCACCAGGGGCCAGCGCUGAGGAGGCACCAGAAAGAGAGGGUUCAGAGGGAGGACUGUUCCCUGAGGGGAGGGAGAAGGGAAGAGGUCCCCAUUCAAGACGCUGAUGCCGCAAUCCACCACUGUAAGAGAAGAGCCCUCCUCCCCGGACAGGCAUGGCCUUCCACAGCCCCCUUCUCCUCAUCCUCCUGCACAUUUGCACUUCCCCAGAGGGGAGGGUCCUUAGAGUUUUAGUAUUUAUUGGAGUGGCUGACUUCUCCCGAGGAGUAAGUGGUAUACAGGGCAGGUACCCCUGGACAGGUAGAUGCCCCUGUACAUCUCAGCAACUGCCACUGUGAGUAUCUUUUUGAGCGUCCUCACUUCAUCUCUUGUGGAUACAGCUUCUUCCAUAGCUACCUGUGUAACAGUCACUUUGUGGGCGUUCCCAAAGCUCCUUCCGCUGACCCUCAAAUAUCCAAGCCAUUUAUUUCACAUCGACCAAAACACCCAGAUGUAAGUACAUUCAUUUAGACAAAGAAAAAAGGUUUUCUGUUAACUUGAGGUGAAUAAAACUAUUCUUUCUAGGGUUUUAA
Molecule: messenger RNA, 2129 nt
Organism: Echinops telfairi (small Madagascar hedgehog)
Lineage: Eukaryota; Metazoa; Chordata; Mammalia; Afrosoricida; Tenrecidae
Gene: C1RL
Product: complement C1r subcomponent like
Exons: 7
Coding region: 63-1664 (533 amino acids)
Biological process (GO): zymogen activation; complement activation
Cellular component (GO): extracellular region; blood microparticle
Molecular function (GO): serine-type endopeptidase activity
Source: RefSeq, a predicted model, not a curated record